Molecule: messenger RNA, 2343 nt
Organism: Archocentrus centrarchus (flier cichlid)
Lineage: Eukaryota; Metazoa; Chordata; Actinopteri; Cichliformes; Cichlidae
Product: N-acetyltransferase 8-like
Exons: 2
Coding region: 132-803 (223 amino acids)
Molecular function (GO): N-acetyltransferase activity
Source: RefSeq, a predicted model, not a curated record
UGAAGGCUGAUCCGCCCCGGGGUCCUUUGCCAUCUUGUGUGGUUGGCUGUAUUUGUCCUCAGGUUCGCGUUGGGUGCUCUUCCCCGUGAAGGAUCAACCUGCACAAGUUGUCUCACUAAUUUACAUUCAUCAUGCCGCUGGUGAUCCGCCGGUACCGCCCUGCAGACAAGGACACAGUGCUGACCCUGUUCACUACUGGCACCUGGGCGCACAUCUGUCCGUGUUUUCACAAUGCCAUGACCAGUCCCCUAUACCUCACCAUCACGCUGGCUCUGGGUGUUGUUGGAUACCUCCUUGGCUCUGUGUUUGGGGCUGUGCUGUUCCCAGCAGCCUGGGUGGGUGUCAUCUACUGCUGCUGUCAUGAAAUGUAUUGCGGGUACGUCAGAGAGAGACUUCGGACUGACAUGCAGGACAUCCCUGGGAACUUUCUGAGCAGAUCUGAUGACUGUUUCUGGGUGGCAGAGGCUGAGGUUGAAGGGAGACCACAGGUCAUUGGUAUGGUGGCUGUGGCAGCCAAACACAGUGGGACAGAAAAGUAUGGGGAAAUGUUUCGAAUGAUCGUUGCACCGCAGUGCAGACGAAUGGGCCUCGGCUUCAGGCUGGCUCAGACUGCAGUUGAUUUCUGUAAGGAACGAGGCUUCUCUAAAGUGGUGCUGGAGACUACCUCCACCCAGAUGGCAGCUGUGGCGCUGUACAGCAAACUGGGGUUUACCCGUGUCUUCUCUCGUACCAACAAACUGGCUUUUCUGUGGAUCAGUUCACUAGCCAGGGUCACGAUUAUAAAGAUGGAAAAAUACCUGUAAAUUUAAAAUAACAUUGUUCCUGCUUUGUUCAUCUUUAACAAUUGUUUACAUUUUGAGCAUUGGAUAAACCGGACUGGAACCAAAACCUUCUGGGUUUGGUGGAAACAAAGAAAAAGUGCCAAAAUCUGAAGUACAGCAAGCAUUAAGCACUAUAAACAAGAAAGCUUCCUGGUUUCUGUUUUUUUUAGAAAUCAGAAAUUCUUUAUUGUCAUUGCACAUUUCCACGCAAUGAAAUUCAGCAGCAUAUACAUGAGAACAAGAAACUUUGGUUGCAUGCAGGUUCACGGGACUGCAUAUACUGAAAUGCAAUGACCCUUAGAUGAUGGUGUCUUUUAUUAGCUUUUAAAAAUAUAUAUAUCUCAAUUUGCAAACAAGUAGAAAAUGGAACAGGAGGUCUUAAACUGGGUAUCUGUUCUCUGGCUUCUGUGAUCUGAAGCCCUCCAAAACCUGUCCACUGCUAACACUACACUGACUAGAAUAAUUUAAUGUAAUAAAUUCUGCUGAUCACUUUUAACUAUUUCAAUACAAAAGAGUAAAUAUAAUUUUAAAAAGUCUCAUUUGCCCACACAGGUGUUACUAGGUUUGAAAAUGCUGUAUUCUCUUUAUGGGGAAACAGACGGUAUUGGCAGUAAGUAAGAUUAUUGCGAUUUUGCUGCAGAUAAACUACAGAUUUGUGUUAUCGCACAGCACAAGACAAUUGGUUAAUUUUCUGAAAACUAACAAUACAAAAAGAGACACUUCUUUAACCCUGCAAAGUAGCCAUAACUGUUUUGGAAGAAAACAAAAGAACUUUUUUUCUUUUUUUUUUUUUUGGCAAAAAUUAAAAUAGUUUUGGAUGUAUCUAAAUGUUUUUCUAAUAAUUACCAGGAUUUGGAGAAGAAUUUUCAAAACCCAAAAAUGACAUUUCAUACAUGCAAUGUAUUUUGAGUAUAUAAUGCAAAUUAUGUAAAGUUCUUAUAAAUAGCCUUACUUGUGAAAAGGUAAAUUUAGAAAUAAUUUAUAUACCUCGCACUGAACUUGAUAUAACUAUUCCAUUGUUUAACACUUCUCUCUUGUUAUAAUUAAAUUAUCUUAAUUAAGAUGUUAUUUUUAAGGCUGACAAUGAAAUUACAAAUGUAAAAUAUUGCUGCUAUUAACUGACUUGAACAGCAGAGGGCGCUACAGCUCUAAGUAGCACAGUCUCUUCUGGUGAAAAUCAGUAAUUUUUCUCAUAUAUUUACUUACUUUACUGCAAUGAUUAAACAUUUAAAAAUAUAUCUGUACCAGCAACAGUGCUGCAAAAUAAACACAGUACUUUUUUUUUUAAUAUACUGUCUGAGAACAUUUUUGUAUCCAGUACAUGUGCUUCACCAGUAUUUUGCUAGAUUUUGCUAAGGCUACCAUGGCUUUGUGUAUUCAGGUUUUACAUACAGAAGAUAUAAUUCUCUUCAAUAAAAUGAGCUCAUUCUGGACACACAGCAAUAAUUAUUGCAUUCACAUACUUUGACUUUAUUUUUGUAGAAUUUGAUAUGAAAAUAAAAUGAUUUCACUUGGUUUUGUG